UAGAAAAUUGCAAUAAGUUAUAAGAAACCGAUUUUUAUAAAAUUGAAAUUAAGUAUCUCAGUUUCAUAGAAUUAAUUCAAACUGUCAUUCAACCUAUAAAUAUAUUACCGUAACGUAACAUCGAUACUCUCGCUAUAUAUAUAUAUAUAUAUAUAUAGGGGAUAUAUAUGUAUCUCUCAGUAUUAUUUAAAAAUUCUACUUUUAAAACUUUACUUUAGACGAUGUUACUCUACGAUCAAUUUAUUGAUACUAUGCUAUCUCUUUGAAAGAAAAUAUUGUUAUGUACUUGCACGAAAACGGUUUAAGCAACUGCUAGGAAUAUUUAAAAGAUUUGUUUCGGAAAUAUAUCUUUUUUUAUCUUAUUAUGUAAUGUUGAAAAUAUACAUUAAAAUCGUCAAUUCCAGCCAAGUCAAGCAAGUAAUUAUCUACGGAUUUUUAGAUAUAAUUAAUAAAAAUGAUACGUCAUCAACACACAUUAGUGAUUUUCCUAAUGUUAUCUCAUAUAAGUUGAUGACUCGAUUUCGGCAUCUAUUUAAUAUUCGUCUGUAUCCGUUUCAUUUCGAAUAUGAAUAUAUCGAAUAUAUCGACUUUAUCGAUUUCAUUAUAAUUUCGAUCGCCGAUACUUCUCACAUUUCAGUUGUUACAUAUUAUUUGUCUUUCCUUACACAUUAAAAAUUCAAAAUCUUUGUUCACAUAUAUCAAAAUCAAAUUAAAUCUGUCAUUUCAAGAAAUGGAAACAUGAAUUUGUCCAAUACAAGUAAAAUAAUUCAUUCCUUAAAUAGAAAUUUAUUCGGAGUAAUAUGAAGAAAUUGUCAAGGUUUGUAUCCUAAAUCCAUUACAAUAAAUUCUAAUAAAUUAUAAGAAACUAGUUUUUAUAAAAAAAUAAUAUUAGACAUACAAUAUAUAUAUUAGAAUAAAUUUUUAUUAAGUUUUAUUAAUUUUUAUUAACUUAUUCUAAUCAUCUUUUCUUUCUUGCAGCCAGAAACCUUAUCUUCGCCAGAAAUGGCGAUGAUACCAGUAAUAAAGUGUACAUCAAACGAACGAAUGCUCGGCAUGCAAUCGAUAAAUGACAGAAAGGAUGACGAGAAAUCGGAAAAGAAAUUGACGGUUCUCGAGUCGCACGGUUAUAUUCUCGGGAAGACCAUAGGGGCUGGAUCAUAUGCCACGGUCAAAAUCGCAAAGUCCAAUCGGCAUGAUUGUCAAGUGGCGGUGAAGAUAGUUUCGAAAUUCCAAGCGCCUGAAGACCACCUUACGAAAUUUCUACCUCGUGAGAUCGAAGUGGUCAAAGGAUUAAAACAUCCCAAUCUAAUUCGCUUCUUGCAAGCCAUAGAAACUACUCAUCGGGUGUACAUUAUCAUGGAAUAUGCACAGAAUGGCAGUUUGCUCGACAUAAUACGUCGCGAUAUUUACAUCGAUGAGCUGCGUAGCCGCAAGUGGUUCCGGCAACUCUUGGAAGCUAUUAAUUAUUGCCAUGAACAUGGCAUAGUACACAGAGAUAUAAAAUGUGAGAAUUUGCUUAUGGAUCAUUAUUUCAAUAUUAAAUUGUCGGACUUUGGAUUCGCGCGAGGCCAAAUGAAACCGAAGAAUGGUGAGUGUAUCCUCAGUACAACCUACUGUGGCAGUUAUGCUUACGCAUCACCCGAAAUUCUACGAGGUAUCCCAUACCAGCCUCAACUCUCCGACAUAUGGUCCAUGGGAGUGGUACUUUAUACUAUGGUGUACGGUCGGCUGCCGUUCGAUGAUUCGAAUCACGCGCAACUACUAAAGCAAGUACAAAACAGAGUGGCGUUCCAUAAACUUCCUAAAGUAUCUGAAUCAUGCCGAUCUCUCAUUAGCCGUAUAUUAGUACCCCAAUCGGUACGAUUGCGCAUCAACAAUAUAAGAAAUGAUGCCUGGCUAGAGACAUCCGUCGUCGCUCAAACAUCGAUUAGUGGCAGAUACAUUGGAAUAGUACCUGCAAUACCACCAAGUAAGGAAUCCAAAGUAUUUGAUGAACAUAUAAUAUCAAUUACUCCAGCAAUCUUUCAAAAAAAUGAGAAACCUGAAGACGCUACUGUUCAAGAUAACACGAAAAGACAGAUUUAAAAUGUGAAGCUAUAAAACUCACGUAAUAUUUUA
Molecule: messenger RNA, 2118 nt
Organism: Formica exsecta
Lineage: Eukaryota; Metazoa; Arthropoda; Insecta; Hymenoptera; Formicidae
Product: testis-specific serine/threonine-protein kinase 4-like
Exons: 6
Coding region: 1003-2085 (360 amino acids)
Biological process (GO): protein phosphorylation; microtubule cytoskeleton organization; intracellular signal transduction
Cellular component (GO): cytoplasm
Molecular function (GO): tau-protein kinase activity; protein serine/threonine kinase activity; ATP binding
Source: RefSeq, a predicted model, not a curated record